This is a messenger RNA of Aspergillus uvarum CBS 121591, 420 nucleotides long. RefSeq lists its product as uncharacterized. The record is from RefSeq and is a predicted model, not a curated record. The transcript is spliced from 2 exons. The coding region runs from base 1 to 420 and encodes 139 amino acids. NCBI's taxonomy places the organism in Eukaryota, Fungi, Ascomycota, Eurotiomycetes, Eurotiales, Aspergillaceae.
AUGGCCCGCUUCAGCCUCUCCGUCCUGGUGCUCUGCCUUUUCAUGGCCUUGAUGGCAUCUGCCAUGCCUGUCAAGCGCGACGAUGUCGCCAAUGAAAGCGACUACGCUAUGCAGGGGAUCGAGUCCGCCACCAAAAUGAUGGAGGAGAUGAUUGAGAAAUACAAGCAAGCUCAGGAGGAGGCGAGCGACAAUGCCAACGAUGCCUCCGCCGCAACCGCCGACGAGACUGAGAACAAGAACGCUCCGAUGGAGGAUGCGAGCACGACUCCUUCCUCCACAACUCCCACUGAGACGACGCCCGUUGCCAGCGCUGCCGCCCAACCCCCCAAGCCUAGCAAGACUCACAUCGUGAACGACAACCCUUUUGCGAACCUGCCCCUGGUCGGUGGUCUGUUGAGCGGCGGUGGUCUGGGUCUGUGA